This is a messenger RNA of Lathyrus oleraceus (garden pea), 462 nucleotides long. RefSeq lists its product as uncharacterized. The transcript has a single exon. Lineage: Eukaryota; Viridiplantae; Streptophyta; Magnoliopsida; Fabales; Fabaceae. Bases 1 to 462 code for a protein of 153 amino acids. Gene Ontology annotation, molecular function: aspartic-type endopeptidase activity. Gene Ontology annotation, biological process: proteolysis. The record is from RefSeq and is a predicted model, not a curated record.
AUGCCUACUUAUGCAAAGUUCAUGAAAGGCAUCAUUUCGAAGAGGCGAACCGCCAACACCAACCCGAUUAUUCUAACUAAAACUUGUAGUGCUAUUUUGCAGGGUAUGAAGAUUCCGAUAAAGAAGAAAGAUCGAGGAGUUGUUACCGUCCCUUGUACUAUUGGAGACAGGUCAUUCAACAAAGCCCUUAUUGAUCUAGGAGCUAGUGUGAGUCUCAUGUCGUUAUCCAUUUACAAGAAGCUUGGUAUAGGGGUUGUGCAAGAUACCAGGAUGACACUCCAAUUCACCGAUCACUCGAUCAAGAAACCGUAUGGUAUUGUUAAAGAUGUUUUGGUGAAAAUUGAAAAGUUUGUAUUUCUGGUUGAUUUUGUAAUUCUAGAAAUUCCAGAAGAUGAAGAGAUCCCUCUCAUUCUUGGUAGACCUUUUUUGGAGACGGGAAGGUGUGUAAUCAACAUAGAAUAA